AUGAGCGACUACACCAUGGAUUCUGAAGAGGUGGAAACGUACUCGAGUGAUAGGGUUGCGCCUCUUAACAUCUCCAAGUCGCCUAGGAAGUUGCACACCGGUGUCUACGGCCACAACCGCCAGUCGUCAUCACGCGCUCUCUCCAUACGGUUACAAUCACAGUCCCAGAUCUCGCCGCCAUUGACACCUACAACAAUCGAACACUCGAGCACACAACAAAUCACAGCCCAGCCAAUCUUCCACCACUACUUACGCGCCUUCUACCACUACGUUCCGACUUCAACAGUAUCCUCUUCGACUGACGAAUCGUCAAUAACAGUGGCGAUCAAACAGGGCGACGUGAUCCUGGUGCACUCGGUACACCCGAAUGGGUGGGCUGACGGUACGCUUCUUGGAUCUGGAGCACGUGGAUGGCUGCCCACCAACUACUGCGAACCGUACGACCACCCUACAAUACGCAACCUCCUCAAUGCUUUGACACAUCUAUGGGACCUCGUUCGUGAUGGCGAGAGUGGAAACCUGGUUGCAUUCACCAAACAGGAUUACGUUAGGGGAAUGAUCGCUGGUAUACGGUUCUUCCUGGAAAGGACCGACUGUCUAUCCAGGGACUCACAUCUUAUCGUCGCGCACAUUGGCUUGCGACGUAUGCGAAAAGGUCUCCUCGGUGAUCUGUCGACACUCGUGAAGACUGCCAAGAAGCUGCAGGAGACAUUGCACACCAACGAGGAUGCCGCAUCGGUUUUCGAGCAGCUGGACGAGCUCGUGCUUAAGUCCUUUAAGCUUGUCACACGAGCGGUCCGAUUCCUCGAUAUCUGGGCGACAGACGCUGUCUCAUUAUCGUUCGAGCUGAAAGACAGGAGCACACAACGGCCACUCACACCCCCGGCUGACUCUGCUGACACUGUCGUGUUACCAGUGAACGAUAGCUUACCAGCCAAUCAGUCCGAGUCGCCGGUCGCACAAGCGUCCGUUCUAGCGCAUGAUGACCUGGACUCCGCUACAACACAGCCAGCACGAAACCUUAAUCGUCUUUCUGUUGCGUUCUCGAUACCCUCCGAAUCCGACUCACUACAGUCGCCCAUUCAACCUACUCAGCCCCAGACGCAGGUUAAGAGGCUCUCUGUCACCCAUCGGCUGUCGUAUACAGGAGCAUCACCGGGUGCCCGCAAGGAGAACCUUGCGUCAGAACGGCUGAACACUGCUCAAGACGCCUUCCUGGGUUUCAUUGGAUCUUUCAUCGGGCUGCAUCUCCAGUCGAGAUCUUCCGAAGAGCUCGCUCAUAUUACCCAGGAGUCCGUCGUUGCUUGUCGCCAGCUACUUACUAUUAUUGAAGAAGUAUGGGAACGCGACUCAAGGAGAUCGAAGGCUUUGGAAGAAUCGAGAGACAACAUGUACUCGCGACUUACUGAACUAGUGCAAGCGACCAAGGACAUGUUCAACUCUUCGGACGCCGACAUGGAUGAGGCAGUCUUCACACCGAGCUCUGGAACGCAGCUUGUUGCUGCUGCGACCAGUUGUGUGCGAUCCUCCGGCGACUGUGUCGCCAAAGCUCGUCUGGUCAUCGAGAAGAUUGGAGACUUUGAGUUCGAGACAGCCGGCUUGGGACUGUCGCAAUCCAUCUUCGAGCAGAUUGAACCUGCUGAGCCCCGAGACGAUGUUGACCCGACACAGAAGGUCUCAGAGUCAGUCAUGGAGAUUGAUAAGCCUCUACCUGCGCCACCUACUGAGAAGCAGGAGACUUUGGCUCUUGUAAUCACAGCAGAGUCAAAGCCACUGCCCGACAUCCCUGAGCAGUCGCCUUCAAAUACAGAGAGCCUCGAGCUGCCACCCACUAUCCCUGCCGCCAUUGCAGAGAGCCCAGAUAGCCCGACAGCACUCUCUUUCACAUCAUCACUGCAGCCUGUGAACGAAGAUCAUGCCGUCACCUCGGAUGAGAUUGCGACGCACGAGCCCACUGGAAGCCCAGCCGGCGUCACAUCAUCUACUACAAAAGCAACAAGGAGUGACAGCGUCAACGCUUCGGUGGCGGACUCCAGCAGCACUUUCCACUUCAGCAUCGGCAAUGGUAGCGUUAUUUCUCACACAUCCACGCGAGCCACUACUCCAGAUCACGUGCCUAAUAAGAAACAGAGUCAUCAGACUCUGGGAAGUAGCUUCGGUAGCUCAUCUGAGCUCCGCUCGUUGGCGAUUGAAGACGUCGCUGCUGGUGAAGAGCACUUGCUGGAGACCACAUUUGUACAUGAACUUGUGUAUAACAAGGAAGGUCAAAUAUCUGGCGGAUCCCUUCCUGCCCUUGUGGAACAGCUCACCACGCAUGAAUCAACACCGGACGCCGUCUUCGUGACAACGUUCUACCUCACCUUCCGUCUCUUCACAACGCCGAUUGAAUUAGCUCAGAGCCUGAUUGACCGUUUCGACUACAUUGGCGACAGCCAAGCAGUCGGCGUUCCAGUCCGCCUCAGGGUCUACAACGUCUUCAAGGGUUGGCUCGAGAGUCACUGGUCAGCCGACAGCGACCCAACUGCCUUGGGUUUGAUCUUGUCAUUCGCAACUGGAAAGCUCCGAAUUUCUCUGCCGGCAGCAGGCAAACGUCUUGCAGAGCUCACCUCCAAGGUUACGGAGGUCCGUGCUGGCGCUCUUGUCCCUCGACUCGUCUCUUCCAUUGGCAAGACUGGGGUGUCGAACACGAUCUUUUCAGCCAACGACAACGGCACUCCCUCGCCCAUCAUCACCAAGAGCCAGCUCAACGCUCUCAGGGCUAGCAAGGAGGGUCGCACCCAAUGCACCAUCCUGGAUUUUGACCCCAUGGAGUUGGCCAGGCAAUUUACCAUCAUCGAGUCCAAGCUGUUCUGUGCUAUCCAACCAGAGGAGCUCCUGGCUCUGGAGUGGACUAAGAAAAGCGACUCGAAGGCUGUAAAUGUCAAAGCCAUGUCAAAGCUAUCGACUGAUUUGGCCAAUUUGGUCGCGGAUACCAUCCUACAUCUGGAGGAUGCAAAGAAGCGCGCUGUCAUGAUUAAGCACUGGGUAAAGAUCGCAGCCAAGUGCUUGGAGCUCAACAACUACGAUUCGCUUAUGGCCAUCAUCUGCUCUUUGAACUCAUCAAUGGUUAUGCGUCUGAGGAAGACCUGGGAGCUUGUUUCCGCAAAAACCAAGAUCCGCCUAGACGAGCUAAAGACUAUCACUGACGUCGGACGUAACUACGCAGUUCUUCGCCAAAGGCUCCAGAACCACGUCGCCCCUUGCAUUCCUUUUGUGGGAAUCUAUCUUACUGAUCUCACCUUUGUCGAUGUUGGCAAUGGCACUACUCGCCAGCUUCCUGGCGAGUCCGGAUCUGAUAGCGUGUCUGUGAUCAACUUCGACAAGCACAUGAAGACAGCCAAGAUCAUCGGUCAGUUGCAAUCAUUCCAGGUUCCUUACCGCCUAGUUACCGUGCCUGAGAUGCAGGACUGGAUGGAGACGCAAAUCCAGCGUGUUCGAUCAAGCGAUCAAGCCAACGUUCAGAGCUAUUACCGUCGCUCACUCCUCCUCGAGCCACGAGAGCUCCAGCACUCUAUCAGGGGCUCUCCAUCCGUGGACAACAGUUCCCAGAGCACACUCACUGCCGAGAGCCGCACCACUUCUCGAGACAAAUUCGAGUUCCUUAACUUCAACUUCUCCACCAACAGCCUAAUGAAGGGCGCAUAG
Didymella exigua CBS 183.55 is the source of this 3684-nucleotide messenger RNA. Its product is annotated as ras GEF. Gene Ontology annotation, biological process: Ras protein signal transduction; positive regulation of GTPase activity. The coding region runs from base 1 to 3684 and encodes 1227 amino acids. Gene Ontology annotation, cellular component: plasma membrane. Gene Ontology annotation, molecular function: guanyl-nucleotide exchange factor activity; protein binding. The record is from RefSeq and is a predicted model, not a curated record. Lineage: Eukaryota; Fungi; Ascomycota; Dothideomycetes; Pleosporales; Didymellaceae. The transcript has 2 exons.